AUGAAAGUCCAAACAUUAUUCACUUUUCUAUUCAUCUUCACUUCUGUCUUUGGGUUUAGCGAUUCAGUUUAUAACAAACUUGUUGAGAUUGCCCAUUAUGCCAAAAUCGCCUAUUGUUCAGUUGAGCCUUAUUUCCAAGAUGGUCCUUUAGGUAAAGCAUGUCCAGAUAUUGAUUUUUGUGAUGCUACAAAUCAAUCAUCAACUCAAAUUGCAGAAGUUGUUCGUCCAAAUUUCUUGGAACAAGAGAUUAGUGGAGAUUCUUAUGUUGCAAUUAAUGAUGAAACCAAGAAAGUUUAUGCAGUUUUCAGGGGAAGUUUAUCACCAGGAGAUUUCGUCACUGAUAUAACUGCCUUCCAAUGUCCAUAUGCACCAAUUUUGAAAAAUAAUUUAAAGUAUGAAGAAUUUGCAAAUAUUUCAAAUCAUGAUCAAUUAAGAUCUGCAAUUUUGUCCAAGGCUGAUAAUGAAACCGUUUGUGAAGAUUGUUUAGUUCAUUGUGGUGUUUAUGUUGCAUUUAUGAAGUUUAUUCAAGAUGUUUAUGAAACUGCUGAUCCUUAUUUACAAAAAGGUUAUGAGUUAACAGUUACUGGACAUUCAUUAGGUGGUGGGUAUGCUUUAUUAGGUGGUGUGGAAUUUAAAUUACAAGGUUAUGAACCUUUAUUAAUCACAUAUGCUUCAUUAAGAGUUGGUAAUCCAAGUUUUAAUAAAUGGGUUGAUGAAAUUUUCCAAACUGAAGCAAAUGCUAAAAUUGUUGGAGAAGGUGGUGAUUUACCAAUUCCUUCAUAUUCAAGAGUUUAUCAAGAAACUGAUAUUGUUCCAAGAUUACCACCAAAUAUUCCAAAUGUUUUAGAAUAUACACAUUCUGGUCUAAGAUUCCAAAUUACUAAAGUUCUAUUACCACAAUUGAAAGAAAAUGUUGUUUUCAAAGGUGCUUCAAAUAAUGAUGCAAAUGAUGGUAUUGAUAUUAAUUUCCAACCUGGUAUUACAUUCUUGUUGUAUCAACAUUUACAUGAAUUCACUAGAAUUUCAUGGCCAUGUAAUGAUUUGGAUGUUUAA
Hansenula anomala is the source of this 1053-nucleotide messenger RNA. Its product is annotated as lipase family protein. The record is from RefSeq and is a predicted model, not a curated record. Lineage: Eukaryota; Fungi; Ascomycota; Saccharomycetes; Phaffomycetales; Wickerhamomycetaceae. Gene Ontology annotation, biological process: lipid metabolic process. The coding region runs from base 1 to 1053 and encodes 350 amino acids. The transcript has a single exon.